This is a messenger RNA of Tinamus guttatus (white-throated tinamou), 2015 nucleotides long. RefSeq names its product dual specificity phosphatase 8 (gene DUSP8). Gene Ontology annotation, molecular function: protein tyrosine/threonine phosphatase activity; MAP kinase tyrosine phosphatase activity; MAP kinase tyrosine/serine/threonine phosphatase activity. Gene Ontology annotation, cellular component: cytoplasm. Gene Ontology annotation, biological process: peptidyl-tyrosine dephosphorylation; negative regulation of MAPK cascade. Lineage: Eukaryota; Metazoa; Chordata; Aves; Tinamiformes; Tinamidae. The record is from RefSeq and is a predicted model, not a curated record.
AGGGGACAGACCCGUUAUGGAUGGGGACAGGCUUCCACGGAAAGUGAUGGAUGCUAAGAAGCUUGCCAGCCUCCUGAGGAACGGGGCAGAGGGCACCCUGGUCAUCGACAGCCGCUCCUUUGUGGAGUACAACUCCUGGCACGUCCUCAGCUCCGUCAACAUCUGCUGCUCCAAGCUUGUCAAGAGGCGACUCCAGCAGGACAAGGUCUCCAUUACAGAGCUCAUCCAGCCAGCCUCCAAGAUGAAGGUGGAGGCAGAAGAGCACCAGGACGUGGUGGUGUACGACCAGAGCACACGGGAUGUGAAUGGCUUGGCUGCCGACAGCUUCCUCUCCAUCCUCCUGGGCAAGCUGGACAGCUGCUUCCACAGCGUCUCCAUCCUCACAGGAGGCUUCGCCACCUUCUCGUCCUGCUUCCCAGGACUCUGCGAAGGGAAGCCAGCCGCCAUCCUGCCCAUGAGCAUCUCCCAGCCAUGCUUACCCGUGGCCAAUGUGGGGCCCACGCGCAUCCUGCCGCAUCUCUACCUGGGCUCCCAGAAAGACGUCUUGAACAAGGACCUGAUGACACAGAACGGGAUAAGCUAUGUCCUCAAUGCCAGCAACUCCUGUCCCAAGCCAGACUUCAUCUCUGAUAGCCACUUCAUGCGCAUUCCUGUCAAUGACAACUACUGUGAGAAGCUGCUUCCUUGGCUGGACAAGUCCAUUGAGUUCAUUGAUAAGGCCAAGGUGUCCAGCUGCCAGGUGAUUGUGCACUGCUUGGCAGGGAUCUCCCGGUCAGCCACCAUCGCCAUUGCCUACAUCAUGAAGACCAUGGGGAUGUCGUCAGAUGAUGCCUACAGGUUCGUUAAAGAUCGUCGCCCAUCUAUUUCGCCCAACUUCAACUUCCUGGGCCAGCUUCUGGAGUAUGAGAGGAGCCUGAAGCUCCUCAAGGCUUUGAAAGCCCAGGGCGACCGGAGUGAGGGCGAUGCCCAGCAGGACCCAGCUGAGGUGCCUGAGAGCAGUAGGCAUUCAACACCAUCUACCUCAGAAAAGGCCGAGGAGAUACCGAAAAGCACAAGCUCAGCGCCCUCCCACAGCGACUCCGAGAGACAAGUGGGAACUCCUAAAAUCUUGUCACCCACAGCACUACAGCAAGGACUCAAUGGCUUGCACCUGUCCUCAGAGCGCAUCCAAGACACCAACCGGUUAAAACGCUCCUUCUCCCUAGACAUCAAAUCCGCCUACUCCCCUGGCCUGAGGCAGGAUGUCCCAGGCCCCACUGACACAGGGGAAGCCCCGAAGCUCUGCAAGCUGGACAGCCCCUCCGGACCCAAUGGCGUGUGCCAGUUCUCCCCGGUGCCGGACAGUCCGGACUGGCCGAGCGGGCCAGACCUCCUCUUGGAGGCCAAGGUGAGGCAAAGGCGGAAGCACAGGCAUCAGGCAGGUUCUCCUGCCCACGGGCUUAGCCUCAACUUCAAUGGCGUGUGUGCUGUGCACAAAAGCACCAGCGUGGAGGACAAUCUCAAGCAGACGCUGCGGCUCAGCCUGCCCAGCGUGGGACAGCAGCCUGUCCAAGCAGCGACCACGCCGAAUGGCACCGGCACCGGUGGGGGAAUCAGCCCAUGGGGGGUCCACCUGGAGUCUCCGGGCACCCCGUCCUCAGAGAGCACCUGGUACUUUGGCACAGACUCGGCCGUGAGCGGCAGCAGCGGAGGGAGCGGGGCUCUGUUUGCCAGCACCACCUCCUACUCCUCGUUCAGCUGCAACGCCAUGCAGGGCAGCUGCGAGAUCAGACUGAGAGACAAGCAGCGGGCCGAGCAGCGGGACGGGCGCCACAGCUGGCACGAGGACGCCAAUGCUGAGAAGCAGUUCAAGAGGAGGAGCUGCCAGAUGGAGUUCGAGGAGACCAUGUCAGAGGGCAGGUCCCGGGAAGACCUGGGCAAAAUAGGCAAACAGUCUAGCUUUUCGGGCAGCAUGGAAAUCAUUGAGGUGUCCUGACAUUCAUCCCGGGCACUCGGAGAAGAAGGGUGGGGGGAUA